UGGUUGAGUGUCUCUUAGUUGUAUAAAACUCACUCAAAUUUUGCAAAAAAAACCACACAAAAUUGUAUUUCUCCAUUCUUGGAUUUCUUAAAACCCCUUUCAGGGUUAUCACUAUUUUCAAAGGCCCACAAACAAAAUUCUUGAUUGGUAUGUUAUGAAUUAUGAAAUAUUCUGAUAUUUUUGUUACAAGAACCCACAAAGUAGACUCUUAAUUGGUGUGUUGUUAUCCAAGAUUUUGUUUCAUCUUUGGUCAAAGCCAUGAAGAGAAACUUCAAUUGCACUGAUUCUCUGACUCAUUAUCUCUCACAACCACUUGAAGGUGAGAUGAAAUCAGAAGAAGAAUGCAUAUACCCUGGAGAAUACCCGUCAAUGGUGGACGGCGGCGGAAGUGGUGGCGGGGGCGGUGAUGGCGAAGAUUAUGGCGGUGAAGAAAGUGGGCAAUAUAAUGACAAAAAAAGAAGAUUAAGUAACCAUCAAGUAAAAUCAUUGGAAAAAAUAUUUGAAGUUGAUAAUAAACUAGACCCAGAUCGGAAAGUGAAAGUGGCUCAAGAUUUGGGAUUGCAGCCACGGCAGGUGGCGAUUUGGUUCCAGAACCGCCGUGCACGGUGGAAGACAAAACAACUUGAAAGAGAUUAUAAUAUUUUGAAGUCUAAUUAUGAUGCACUUAAACAUAAUUAUCAUAAGCUUGAGCAAGAAAAAGAGGUCCUUAACAAAGAGUUGGUAGAGGUAAAAGCAAAACUUCACGAGGAAACAACAGAAAGAAAUGAUGAAUUUGAGGACAGAGAAAAUGUACUGUUCUUGGGAUCUGAUCCAACCAAUACAAAUCAUGAAGUGUACACAAGUUUAAGCUAUGACAAAACUCGAAAAUUACUAGAUUUAAAAGAUGGAUUUUCUGAUAGUGAUUCAAGUGGUGUUCUAAAUGAAGAAAACAUGAAUGUUAGCAACAACAAUAAUGGAAGUCCGAUGCUAAAUAUGACCAAUUUCGGCCUCUCUUCUCUCUGUUCAUCGUCGGCUACGACUUCAAAUCACACCGAGUUGAUAGACCCAGGGGUGUAUCAACCACAAUCUGAUUCGUAUUUAGUUAGUAGCGUCGAGGAAGAAUCGUGCCACCUUUUUUUAGUCGAUCAAGCGCCUAAUCUUAGUUGGUACUUUAGGGAUCAUAUGAACUAGUGGCUAAAUGGCUUAAAUGGUUCUUAAGUGAAGUAUGAAGAAGUUUAUGAAAUCGAAUAAUUAUGUAAUCUUUUGGAAACUUAUUUAUGUAGCAUAUAUAUUAAAAUACUCGUAGUUAGGGAGUAA
Messenger RNA from Erigeron canadensis, 1296 nucleotides. Its product is annotated as homeobox-leucine zipper protein ATHB-16-like. The coding region runs from base 259 to 1170 and encodes 303 amino acids. Gene Ontology annotation, molecular function: sequence-specific DNA binding; DNA-binding transcription factor activity, RNA polymerase II-specific. Lineage: Eukaryota; Viridiplantae; Streptophyta; Magnoliopsida; Asterales; Asteraceae. Gene Ontology annotation, biological process: positive regulation of DNA-templated transcription. Gene Ontology annotation, cellular component: nucleus. The record is from RefSeq and is a predicted model, not a curated record. The transcript is spliced from 3 exons.